AUUGGUGGCCAAAUAAGUCUGAAAAAAAAAGAUUUUUUCUUCUUCUCCAUUUUUACGUAAAACCCGCCUUCUUUGUCCCUUAUCUCUCUGUUCCAGGCGCCCUGGAUCUCUCUCCCGGGCGGACCAAUCUCUCUUCUCAGAUAUCCAUGGCGCCUUAAGACCCGACCCAAAUUUCCACUUGAUCUCCAAAACCCAUGUCUCCAUUUCCUUCAUUUCCUCCAUUUUUAGUCUCAAUUCUUGAAAUCCUUCUCCAUUUUGUUAACCCUCUUUUUCUGCACCAUGGACUGGUUAAACAGCGACGCGGUUCAAUUCCUGAGAAACCCACUCAUUGUGGAGACCUUUCUUGACGUAUUGAUAUGCUCUGUACCCAUUUGGGUGGCAGUGAUGAUAGGCCUGGUUAUCGGUUGGUCGUGGAGGCCAAGGUGGACUGGUUUGAUCUUUUUGGGCCUAAAGAGUAGGUUCAGGUUAGCUUGGACUGUGCCUCCUGGUCUUGGUGCUCGUCGCCUAUGGCUUGCUUUCACUGCUCUUUCAGCUUUCUCCGUUCUCCGUCGAAUGUUCUCUGAUUCUCGUGCCCCUAACAAGAAGGUCCAUGCUUCUUUGAGUUCGAAUUCUUUAGCUGAAGAUAUGAAUGAUGGGAACAGUGAUACAGUGCAUGGUUCUAUUCGUGAAGAGCCUGUUGUUAAUGAAAAGGAUUUGGAGUAUCUGGUACAUCUUCUAGAAGGUAAGGAUGGAGAAACAACAUGGCAAAGUUUCAUGGAACACUCCACUCCGAACAUGACAUACCAAGCUUGGCGUCAUGAACCUGAGGUGGGUCCCACAGAAUACCGCAGUAGAACUGUUUUUGAGGAUGCAGCACCAGAACUGGUUAGAGACUUCUUUUGGGAUGAUGACUUCCGGCCAAAAUGGGAUCCUAUGCUCUCCUAUUUUAAGAUUUUAGAGGAGUGCCCUCUCACAGGGACCAUGAUUGUUCACUGGAUAAAGAAGUUCCCUUUUUUCUGCAGUGAUCGAGAAUAUAUAAUUGGUCGCCGGAUAUGGGAAUGUGGAAGAACAUACUAUUGCGUGACAAAGGGGGUACCGUAUCCAGCACUGCCAAAGCGUGACAAGCCGAGGCGUGUCGAUCUCUAUUAUUCAAGCUGGCGUAUCAGAGCUGUGGAAUCUCGUAAAGGCGAUGGCCAACUAUCAGCCUGUGAGGUCACACUUGUCCAUUAUGAAGAUAUGGGCAUCCCCAAGGAUGUGGCCAAAGUUGGAGUCCGCCAUGGCAUGUGGGGAGCCGUCAAGAAAUUGCAUUCGGGCAUGCGUGCUUACCAGCUUGCUAGAAAAUCAGGGGCUUCUCUCUCUAGAACCGCAACGCUAGCUCGGAUAAACACAUCAAUCCCCAUGGGCUGGUUCUCAAACUCCUUAGCAGACCAGUCUUUAACCGAAGAGAAGAGUCAAGUUUCAGAACUGAUGAAGGAAAAUCAUGGCGUCCCCUGGAAAUUGGUCUUUAUAUGUGGAACUGUGGCUCUUGUUUGUGGACUCCACACUGGUGUUGUGGGUAAGGCAUUGCUAUUUGGAGCGGCUCGAAGACUUGCUAGAAAGUAACCAAACGGCCAUUUUUCUCUCUCCACAUGUUCAUAAUAUUUGAGGAAGCUUGAAAUCUUGUAAGCAACCAACCAAUUGGUUUCUCUCAUCUACAAUUUCUUACAAAAUGUGUAACUUCGAUCUAUCUUUUAUGUUCCUAAGCAGUUGGGACAGCAAAGGUACCAUAAAAGCAUCAAAGGCGAGUUUGAAUUGUGAAAUUAGUCUCUCUCGUGCCACGAGAGCUCCUUGAUGUCAUAAAAUGCAUUCUUCUUUCUAUACCAUCUUGGGUUGUGAUGCCCUUUGCUAGAAAUCUGCUGUCUAAUGAGAUAUUUAUUACUUAUCAUGAUAAAUUCUCUGUGGCUUCUGACUU
This is a messenger RNA of Amborella trichopoda, 1930 nucleotides long. RefSeq lists its product as uncharacterized. The record is from RefSeq and is a predicted model, not a curated record. Gene Ontology annotation, molecular function: lipid binding. NCBI's taxonomy places the organism in Eukaryota, Viridiplantae, Streptophyta, Magnoliopsida, Amborellales, Amborellaceae.